AUGCAGGCAUCCACAGUUUCUGCUUCUUCCACGGCGGCAGCGGCAGCUGCAGCUGCUGACCUGCUCACUCCGCUACCAGCACCCAAGGUCGACACGCUCACUGACGUCUGGUUCCAACGCAGAGGCGACGGUACCUGCCGUACAGGCAUUCUUCACCUCACACCGCACCAUCUUACCUUUGAAUAUAUGCCAUCAUCAGCUGCCCAAACACCAACACGGAGAACUUCGAUACCCUUGUCUCUGAUCCUCAAAGCGACGCGCAUCCCAUCCCUCCGCAUCUCGGCGCAGCCAUCAGCGCCUUUGCAGCGUAUUUAUCCGAUCACGCUCUUUUACAAAACGUUCGACUCGGCUGCCUUUGCCUUCCAAUCCGAGAGUGACCAGCUCGCCGUCUUUGAUAGCCUCAAAGAGUGUGCGAUUCUAACCGAUGUUUCUCAACUCUAUGCCUUCUACUAUCAGCCCUCGCCGAAUGAUGCUGACACUCGCUCUACCAUUGGCCGCAUCUAUGACCCUAAAACCGAGUUUGCUCGUCAAGGCAUCGGUUCUCGCUCCAAGGCCUGGCGCUUCACUGAUAUCAACGCUCAGUAUUCCUUUUGUGCAACUUAUCCUGCUCUCAUGGCUGUUCCUUCCCGCAUCAGUGACACCACGCUCAGCUAUGCAGCAAAGUAUCGCAGCAAGGCUCGUGUUCCUGCUCUCACUUAUCUGCACUGGGCCAACCAUGCGUCUAUCACCCGUUCCAGUCAGCCCAUGGUCGGUUUGAAGAAUGCGCGCUCCAUCCAGGAUGAAAAGCUCAUCGAGGCCAUCUUUACCUCGCAUCACUUUGCCGAUCCCGAAUCCAUCAUGGCUAAAGCAGCCGCAGACGCCUCCAGUAGCGCCGCGUCCUCUGCGUCUGGCGCUCCCGCCGUCGCCACUGUCUAUGGUGCCACGACCACCAACCUCAUCGUCGAUGCUCGCCCAACCACCAAUGCCAUGGCAAAUGUAGCCAAAGGUGCCGGAACCGAAAACAUGGAAUACUACAAAGGCUGUAAAAAGUCAUAUCUUGGUAUCGAAAACAUCCACGUUAUGCGCGACAGUCUCAACAAGCUCACCGAUGCGCUUCGUGAAAGCGAGCCCAUCGCCACUUUUGGCAUGCGCGUCGAAGCGUUCGGCGAUGCCUCUGCCAAUACGGUGGUCACCGACAAUUCUGGCUCAGUGCUGCGCCUCAAUCCGACGCCUGUCGAUCCAGCUGCGCUUCGCAAAUCCAUGUGGCUCAAGCACAUCCAGUCGCUCAUCGAAGGUUCCAUGUCCAUCGUCCGCAACGUUCACGUCAACAGUUCUCACGUUCUCAUCCAUUGCUCUGACGGCUGGGAUCGUACCUCGCAGCUCGCUGCCAUCGCUCAAAUUUGUCUUGACCCUUUCUUCCGCACUUUUGACGGUCUAGCGGUGCUCAUCGAGAAGGACUGGCUCAGCUUCGGUCACAAGUUCACCGACCGUAGCGGUCUCAAAGGUUCAGAUCGCUACUUCACCAUCGCUUCCAAGUACAACUACGCCAGUCUCACUGAGGACGAAGAAGAUGCUUCUGACACGGAUCCUGAACUUGAAAAAACCAACUCUAGCGCAACAGGCGGCUUUGACUCUCAAGCUGCUGCCAACGCCUUUUGGGGUUUCACCAAGCAGCUCACCGCCAACUUUUCGGCCGCCACUUCUAGCGCACCAGCUGGCCCAAAGAAGGGGUCCAACAUAAAAGAAACCUCUCCCGUCUUUCACCAAUUCCUAGAUUGCAUGUGGCAGAUCAUGCGUCAGUUCCCCGAACGCUUCGAGUACGAUUCGCGGUAUCUCGUCGAGUUGCAUCAAGUCAUCCACGAGUGCAAGUACGGCACUUUCCUCAUGGAUUGCGAGCGCGAGCGUUUCAAGCCUCAGGAUCACGAUGGCCGAGCGCUUCCUGCUCUGUCUACACGCACCAUUAGCGCAUGGACCUACCUAUUGCGCCCGGAUGUCAAGAACAAGCAUCGCAAUCCGAACUACAAACCCGAGCUGGACGACAGAGACCCCAAGCGCAAGAAUACCGACAUGGGCGUCCUCAUUGCCGAUUCUCGCGAUGUGCGCUACUUUGAACAGCUUUUUCAGAGAGCCUCAGGCGACAUGAACGCCGCCUUAGACAAGGAAGCCGAAGAAAGGCGACGUGCUCGAGAGAGGUUGGAACGUGCUGUCCGCGGUAUCGAUACGCCAAACGCAUCGUCGGAAGCGCUCAAGGUCGUCGGUACUGAUGGAGCGUCAUCAGCGGAAAACACUGUCGCCACUUGCAUAGCAGUGUCCGGUGGCGGUGAGCUGGAGAAGCCAGCUGUCACCACUGCUGUGGUGGGCGCAAACGACCCUGAUCCAGUCCUGAAUCCGCUCGCGGCAGCGGCGGCAGCCGUUGGAGGCAACAAGGCCGGCUCGCCGAGCAAAGGCAUAGCGAGUUCGCCAGCACCGGGUGCGAUUGACCUUGCGCUCAAUGGUCAUGUGGAUGCAACGCGCCUUGCAUAUCAGGCAAGACAGCCGCGAAGUCGGACACAUGCGAAUGCAAGCUCCUCUGCCCCGAGUGCAGCUACUGACUCUCCAACAGCGAUGGCGAACAAUGUCUCGAGUGCGGCAGACGCUGCGGCUAACAGAAUGAAGAAUCUUUUGAUUGGCGGAUGGGGAAGACUGCAGGAGGCCAUGGCUGCACCUGCAUCAGAAGCAUCGGCUCUUCCUCCAGAUACUAGUCCAACCAGACCACAGCGUUCGAGCCCAGCGAAGCUAGAUCAAGACCCGAGGACAUCGUCUCAUCAACCGUCGCUGCGUGCUUUGAACGAGCACAGCAGCCAUACACAUGCUCACACCGCUCUGGCACCGGCGGUGCACAAUCCGUGGGCCGUGAAUGCGAACAUGCGCGCCGAGAUGCAGCGUGAGCACGUAGCAAUGCGAUCGUCGCUCAGCAGCGCAGGUGCGCAUACCGCAGAUCCCGCACGUCCAGCUUACGGCGUCAGUGAGAGACAGCAAAGCUGUGCCCGAUCCGCGUAUCCCAGCACUGGAGCAAUCGACGCUCAUCCAUCCACGGAUAGCAACGCCGACGCAAGCAAGAGCUCGAGCAACCUCAUGUCAGAUCCGCUCGGUGUGCUAUGA
Molecule: messenger RNA, 3120 nt
Organism: Mycosarcoma maydis (corn smut)
Lineage: Eukaryota; Fungi; Basidiomycota; Ustilaginomycetes; Ustilaginales
Product: phosphatidylinositol-3-phosphatase YMR1
Exons: 1
Coding region: 1-3120 (1039 amino acids)
Biological process (GO): dephosphorylation
Molecular function (GO): phosphatase activity
Source: RefSeq, a predicted model, not a curated record